UUUCGUAUCAGUUUCACCAGGAUUCAGGGCAUGGGGGGCUGUCCCUAGUUCAUGGUUACCUGGCCCUGGGGUAAUUAAGGCAGGGGAGUAUCUGGAGAAUAAGAACCUGAUUUGGGAGGGUGGGGGAAGUGUGGGUAGGGCUGGCUCUGGGCUGGUUAGUUUGCAUUUGAAAGUUGUGUUCCUGGGUUGAGCUAUCAGUCAAGUUGUUUGCUAUCUCUAGGAAUUACCCAACCCUGGGAGGAUUAGUUCCCUCUAUGAUUAGUGAGAACCCACAUGCCAGAGCAUCAAGAAUUACAGAAAAUAAAAUCUAGUUAAUACAAACAAUCCUGAUAAAACUAUUAACACUGUUAAAAUGUUUAAUUUCUAAUAAACACUACAGUAAAUGUAAGACUUUACCCUUCCUCCCCACCCUCCCCAAAGUGGCAUUACUUGAUGGAGAGGUUUGUAAGGAAGUGCUGUAUUAUGCUGAUAAGACCCAAAUAUCCUAAAUUCAAAGAGAACAGUGCGGGAAGUACUUACAAGAUGGGCAUGGCCAAACUGAGCUAAGAGGAAGUAUAUAUAGUGAAUGAGCUGUGCUCCUCCAUGGUUUGCUGUGUUUAGCUUUGUCAAUGUACUUUGCAUCUCCUGAUGCCGAUUCCCAGGUCUUACAUCAUUUUUUCUAUCUCCCAAUCUUGGUUGAGGUGGUUUGCCUUACAGAAAAAGGCCUAAGCCUAUAUAACAUUGUGUUGAGAGCUACCAGCUUUUUGCUUCAGCACCCAUGACCUUGGAUUCUGUAAAGGUCCCUAUAGCUGGCAACACUAUUUCUCUGUAUUGUAAUGCUUAAUGUCAUAUCUCUGGUCUUAUUCCCAGGUCAAGGAUACAUUCCAAGACAGUUCUAAAAAUAUGUCACCAACUCCAACCUUAUAGUUGACCUAGCCAUGGAAAACCUCAUUGGAACCUCAUGAGAUCAGACAAUACUGACACUCUUAAAAACCCUUCCCAUCAAAAAGUAUCAGGAAUGAAAAUCAGGAAUGAUAUAUACCUACCACUUCAAGAAAGUUUCUGUAUCAGCCAGCAGUUUAGCAGAUCAGCUAGUUUCUUUGAUCAUCAAGCAGACGUAGUCAAGCCACUAACACAAAAGAGGAAAAAGUCUCUAUAUCAGUGUUUUUCACGUUAUGCAUGUGACCCAUUUAGUAGGUCAUGAAAUCAAUUUUGUGGGUCAUGACGAACAUUUUUAAAAACAAAAUAAAAUAUAAAAUAUCAGAGUGCUUUGCAUGAAUCCUUUGCCAGAAUUAUACACCUUGCAAGGAAUACUAAGAAAGAGGAAUAAUGAAGCAAAAUAUGCAGAAGCAUGUUCAAGUUCUACUGCUGGAUCUGAAAGUAUGAAUAGUGACAAUAUUGAGAAAACUAUUGACUCUAAUCUGCAAACAUCAACUUCGUUUGAGCCACGUUGCAAAAAGAAAAAAGUAACUGCAAGGCGUUAUAAUGAAGAUUAUUUAAAAUACGGUUUUAUCAAAUGUGAAAAACCCUUUGAAAAUGACAGACCCCAUUGUGUUAUUUGUAAUAAUAUUCUUGCAAAUGAAAGCUUAAAACCUUCAAAAUUAAAAAGGCACUUAGAAACACAGCAUGCUGAACUUAUUGAUAAGCCUCUUGAAUAUUUUCAAAGAAAGAAAAUAGAUGUAAAGUCGUCAACACAAUUUCUUAGCUGCUCUACUACUGUUAGUGAGAAAACCUUAUUAUCAUCAUAUUUAGUUGCAUAUCGUGUGGCAAAAGAGAAAAUGGCUCACGCAGCUGCUGAAAAAAUUAUUCUUCCAGCAUGUUUGGAUAUGGUGCGUACAAUUUUUGAUGAUAAAUCUGCUGAUAAAUUAAAAACGAUUCCUAGUGAUAACACAAUAUCUCUUCGAAUUUGUACGAUUGCCGAACAUUUAGAGGCAAUGCUUAUUACUUGGUUACAGUCAGGAAUAGAUUUUGCAAUCCAACUUGAUGAAAGCACAGAUACUGGAAGCUGCACAACACUUUUAGUCUAUGUCAGAUAUGCGUGGCAAGGCGAUUUUAUGGAGGAUUUUUUGUGUUGUUUAAACUUAACCUCACACCUAAGUGGAUUAGAUAUUUUCACAGAAUUAGAAAAGUGCAUUGUUGGUCAGUAUAAAUUAAAAUGGAAAAACUGCAAAGGAAUUACAAGUGAUGGAACAGCAAACAUCACUGGAAAACAGAGCAGAGUAAUUAAAAAAUUGCUAGAAGUUACUGGUGGUGCAUGGAAUCAUUGUUUUAUACAUCGUGAAGCAUUAGCAUCCAGAGAGACUCCACAGAAGCUCAUGGAAGUAUUGAAAAAGGCAGUGAAAGUUGUUAACUUUAUUAAAGGAAGCUCAUUAAACAGCCGACUUCUUGAAACGUUUUGUUCGGAGAUUGGAGCUAAUUAUACCCACUUACUGUAUCACACCAAAGUUCGUUGGUUGUCUCAAGGGAAAAUACUGAGCAAGGUUUAUGAACUCAGGAAUGAGAUCCACGUUUUUCUCAUUGAAAAGAAGUCUCAUUUGGCAACUGUUUUUGAGGAUGAUAUUUGGGUAACGAAACUGGCAUAUUUAACUGAUAUUUUUGGCAUCCUUAAUGAACUACGUUUAAAACUACAGGGGAAAAACAGUGACAUAUUCCAACAGGCCGAACGUAUCCAAGGAUUCCAGAAGAUGUUACUGUUGUGGCAAGCGAGGCUUAAAAGCAACCGUCCUAGCUACUACAUGUUUCCAAGGUUUUUGCAGCACAUUGAAGAGAAUGUUAUCAAUGAAAACAUUUUGGAAGAAAUAAAACUAGAGAUAUUGUUGCACCUCACUUCUCUCUGUCAAACCUUUAACCAUUUAUUCCCAGAAGAGAAAUUUGAAACAUUAAGACAGAAUUGUUGGGUAAAAGAUCCGUUUGCUUUUCGAAACCCAGAAUCAAUCAUUGAGUUAAACUUGGUGCCUGAAGAAGAAAAUGAAUUAUUGCAGCUCAGUUCUUUAUAUACAUCGAAGAAUGAUUAUGAAACACUAAGUUUAUCAGCAUUUUGGAUUAAGAUAAAGGAAGACUUUCCUUUGAUAAGUCAGAAGAGUAUCCUGCUAUUAUUACCAUUCACAGCAACUAGUUUGUGUGAACUAGGGUUUUCGGUCUUAACCCAGUUAAAAGCAAAGGAAAGGAACGGAUUAAAUGGCGCAGCAGAUAUGCGAGUAGCAUUAUCCUCCUGUGUUCCAGACUGGCAUAAACUCAUGAAUGGGCAAGCACACCUACCACGUUAAAUAAAUCUUUUUUUUUUUAAUUGGAAUAUAGUCGCUUUACAGUGUUGUGUAAACAAAUCUUACCUGGUUUUUGUUUAUGCAGAAUAAAAUCAUAAUGUAAUUUUAUGUUCAUUGAACAAAAAUUUAAUGAACUUCUAUUAAAGGUCAGGUACUGUUCUAGACACAUUUGGGAUACGAAAUGAAGAAAAUAGAGACCAUUCUCUAGUGGAGCUUAUGUUCUGGCAAGGAGAGAGAGAGACAAUAAACAAUAAAUAACCUUUAUAAUAUUUAGAAGAUAAUAAGUGCUAUAGAAAGUAAUAAGAAAAGAGAUCAGGGAACUAUUUGGGGACCAAAUCAUGAAGGGUUCUAGACCAUUAUAGGGGCUCUGGAUUUUUGUCAGUGAAAUGGAAAGUAGUUGGGUUCUGUGGAGGAAAGACAUGAUGUGAAUUAGGUUUUAAAAAAUUCACUCUGACUUCUAUUUUGAGAAUAGAUUGAAUUAUAUGUUACCUCUUUAAAGUCUUUCCUAACCACUUUAGUUUGGGUACAUCCUUCUUUAUUCUUCCUUUUAUUUCUUUGUUUUCUUGGUACUAUGUAAUAUUUGUAUUUAUUUAUGUGAUUACUAGUUCUGUCAACAUGCCACCUUGAAAUGCAUGCUCCAUAGGAGCAGAGAUCGUGUCAUCUUGCAUGAUACAUAGUAAAUGGAUAGUCCAUUUACAUUUGCUGGAGAAAAAAAUCAAUAACAUCUAAUACCUGUAACAUGAGGUCAUAUUCCCAGGAAUAAUAAUUAAAUGUAUGGCAAAUUUCUUUGCCAUUUUAACAUUUAAAAAUCUGAUUUUGUCAGAUAAUCUCUAUAAGCAUCCCCAAACGGCAUUGAUGCAUGUUGCUUCCUCACAUCAUUGCUGAAAAUUAAGCAAUUUAAUUGCUUAAUAUGUCUUCCUCAAACUAGUUUCAACUUCUGCCUCUCUUUACAUAUUUCCUGACCCCACUGGGUGAUGUUUCUUUGGGCGUGAUCUUUCUCUAAAAUCAUAUAGGUUAGCAGCUCCUUUCCAUCCAGCCACUCUUGGCAUUAUUGAAAUAUUUGAUUUUUCAAAUUUUCUAUUCUAUUAAAGAUAAUAGAUUUUUCCCCCUUCUUGGUGCUUAAAAUACAGUUGGAAGACAAUUUUCCAUGAAUAGCUCACAUUUCUGCACAGCCUGGAUCCUCUGAAUGAAAGUAUUUGCGUUUAAGUUAAGAACACUUGUGUAAGGAGACAUUCCAGAAUGGUGAAACUAGAGACAUCUUCCCAAGAAACAUGCCAGGGAAGUAAAGAUAAAGCCUUUUCCUACCUCCCUGGAGACAUAUGCGUGCAUUCCAGGAGUAAUGAGUAAUCUCCCUGUAGGGAAGGGUGAGAGGAUGUACCAGCAGCCCCCACUGUGUGCAGAGCUAACACCUGUGGGAAAUGGGGCAUGGGAAACCAACCCACAAUGCUGAUCUGGCUCAUUUUUUGUUUGUUUGUUUUGCUAUGAGUAAUAA
Messenger RNA from Physeter macrocephalus (sperm whale), 4734 nucleotides. It is a transcript of the gene ZBED11, whose product is annotated as family with sequence similarity 200 member B. The transcript has 2 exons. NCBI's taxonomy places the organism in Eukaryota, Metazoa, Chordata, Mammalia, Artiodactyla, Physeteridae. The coding region runs from base 1254 to 3245 and encodes 663 amino acids. The record is from RefSeq and is a predicted model, not a curated record.